Messenger RNA from Gallus gallus (chicken), 1521 nucleotides. RefSeq names its product probable 2-ketogluconate reductase. Gene Ontology annotation, molecular function: hydroxypyruvate reductase [NAD(P)H] activity; glyoxylate reductase (NADPH) activity; NAD binding. Bases 660 to 1277 code for a protein of 205 amino acids. The record is from RefSeq and is a predicted model, not a curated record. The transcript has 4 exons. Gene Ontology annotation, cellular component: cytosol. NCBI's taxonomy places the organism in Eukaryota, Metazoa, Chordata, Aves, Galliformes, Phasianidae.
GCUGCUGUUCUUCCCAAUUUCUUUCAUUACAAUCCCUGUUUCUAUAUACUUUCAAGCUCCCUCAAUUAAUUUUCCUCCAUUGGUUAAAGGUUAAUUAGUCUCCAUUGCUAGAGCAGAAAUUAUGAGAGCAUUUCAGUGCUGCUCCAAACGUAAUGCCUCCUGAUUUAUUACGUUGGCCCACCGUGUCAGAGGCAGAUGCUGGAGGUAUGGCAGUACAGGUUGGACUUUCUUGACGAUAUUUUAUUAGGUUCAAGUCCAACAUUAUAAAGGCUUACUGAGAUCGCUGGCCAAGCUAGAAUCUGCAGCAUAACUUCACCCCCUUCAAGGGUUAUGACAGGAUUGGGUUGAGAUCCAGGAGACAGAUGGUGAAAUUUACUCCCGGCAAAAUAAAAUAAAAUAAAAUAAAUAAAGUGAAGGCAAGUGUUUGUGAGGUGGUAAAUGCUACAGAAGAAGCUUUCGAACUUCAAAGAAAAUACUGCAGACACAAAAGCGUUAUUUCCCUAAGGUGGUCAUUCCUCUCAGCAGAAUAUCACCAUCAAGAACCUCUUCUGUGUCUGUGCUUCCAGUCCUGACUGUUACGCUGUCCAAGGCUUUCUAAAAACUUCUGCUUUUCCUCUCUAUUUUGACCUGAAUUUGUCAUCAAUUUGUACCUGUUUAGCAUGUUUUUACAUUCAGGCUCCCAGAUAGCAGUUUCUCCAGACACGAACUAUUUUGCUGCUGACUGGCUGGGAGUUGAAGUGACCAGGGCGACUCUUGGGAUCAUUGGGAUGGGCAGAAUCGGGUAUAAAGUGGCUCAGAGAGCCAGAGCCUUUGAAAUGAAGAUCCUGUACCACAACAGGAACCGCAGGAGCCAGGAGGAGGAGCAGGCCGUUGGUGCCUGCUACAGUGAGAUGGAAGACUUGCUGCAGCAAUCUGACUUUGUUAUGCUGGUUGUGAACCUGACGCCUCAGACUGAAAAACUGAUUGGGAAAAAGGAGCUGGGGCUGAUGAAACCCACAGCCACUCUUAUAAACAUCAGCCGAGGUGCAGUUAUUGAUCAAGAUGCAUUGGUGGAAGCUCUCCAGAAUAAGACUAUUAAGGCUGCUGCUCUGGAUGUGACAUACCCUGAGCCUCUGCCAAGAAAUCACCCUUUAUUGAAAUUAAAUAACGUCAUAAUAACCCCACAUAUUGGAACUGCAACAGUUCAAGCCACCCACAUGAUGGCAGAAGAAGCAAUAGCAAAUAUGCUGUCUGUUCUCAACUGUCAACCCAUUCCAAGUGAAGUGUUUCCCCAGUGAUUUGCACCAGACGACAGUGCUAAAUCUCUGACUUGUGAGGAGGCACAAUUUCAUACAGGACCACUGUUUAAAAACAAAACAAAACAAAAAAACAAAAAAAAAAAACAAAGAGAGAGCAGCUUUGUUCCAGCACAGCUCUUUUUGUCAGUAUACUGCAAGGCUGUCAACUCACUCAGCUUACUCUGUACUGGCAUUUACAAAAUCAAAACAAUGAAGUGGAACAGCUAAAACUGUUUUGUUUGAA